AUGGCGUGGUUGAGGGUAAUUUCCUUGCUACUUCUAGCCAGUGUAACGGCUGUGAAGCGAGAGGAUUUCAAAACUUGUGAUCAGUCAGGGUUCUGUAAGAGACAACGAGGCGCGAAGGACACCGGCUACGAAGUGCUUCCUGAGUCAGUAAAAGUCGAUAACAACUAUGUCGCCGCAGUACUUCAAAAUCCACAAAACAAACUCGCUUUGCGAUUAUGGGGCUUGAAAGAUUCAUCAGUUCAAUUACGGAUAGAUGAAACAGAUGCUGCAAUUAGAGGGCGUUUCUUCCCGCAACAUGCCCUGAACGGUCAACCCGAGAAGUUGCCGUUUUCUGACGUCAAUGUUAGAUCGGAUUCCGUUCAUGUUACCACCGGUGAUAAGAAGUUGAAGGUAGUGAUCACAUUCAAACCUUUUGUGGUGGAACUAUACGACGAGAACUCGGAGCUCAUUGCUCAAGUGAAUCGCGAUGGAAAACUGAUGGUCGAAGAAUACCGCCUAAAAGAAGAAACAAAGGAAUAUCCUGAGAAUUUCUGGGAGGAAACCUUCAAGUCGCAUACGGACUCGAAACCAUUUGGAUCCAGUAGUGUUGGGGUUGAUGUUUCUUUCAUUGGUUUCCGAAAUGCUUACGGGUUACCAGAACAUGCUGAUUCAUUCGCAUUGAAAUCUACCGUAGGCAACACAGAUCCCUUCAGGUUAUACAAUCUGGAUGUAUUCGAAUACGAAAUAAACAAUCCAAUGUCGCUUUAUGUUGCCGUACCCUACAUUGUAGCACAUAAAAAGAAUGCCACAGUAGGAGCUCUUUGGUUGAAUGCUGCCGAAACAUGGAUCGACACGAGCUCAUCCGUCUCCAAUAAAGGAUUUUUCCGUAGCGUAUUGGACAAGAUGGUGCCAGGACAAGAAGUUCCACACUUUGACGCUCAUUUCAUGUCUGAAACUGGUUUGAUAGACAUUUUCUUUUUCGGAGGGCCUUCACCACGGGACGUUCAACGGCAGUUAUCCCGAAUAACUGGGGUGACUCCUAUUCCUCCACUGUUCUCCAUCGCAUACCAUCAAUGCCGAUGGAAUUACAAUGAUGAACAGGAUGUGGCUGAGGUAAACGAAAACUUUGAUGUGUAUAACAUACCAAUGGAUGUGAUUUGGUUAGAUAUUGAGCAUACUGAUGGGAAGAAGUAUUUCACAUGGGAACCACAUAAGUUUGCUCAUCCAAAAGAAAUGAUCGACGGUGUGGCUGCGAAGGGACGUAAAAUGGUGACCAUCAUCGAUCCUCAUAUCAAGAAAGAUGAUGGCUAUCCAAUUUAUAAAGAUGCCAAGGACAUGGGAUUAUAUGUGAAAAAGGCUGACGGCCAAACUGAUUUUGAAGGACACUGCUGGCCAGGUUCAAGCGCCUAUUUGGAUUUCCUUAACCCUGAGACCCGAAGGUACUGGGCCGCUCAGUUUUCUUUUGACCGCUACAUUGGGUCUACUCCUCAGCUGUUUACUUGGAACGACAUGAAUGAGCCAUCAGUAUUUAGUGGACCAGAGGUGACCAUGAACAAAGAUGCCCUUCAUUUCGGUGGCAUCGAGCAUCGAGAAAUACACAAUAUGUAUGGUUUUCUCCAACAUUCAUCGACAUUUGAAGGGCAACUCCAACGUACCGGUGGGAAGGAUCGGCCAUUCAUACUUACUCGGUCAGGAUUUGUGGGAUCUCAACGAACCGCUGCAAUCUGGACCGGAGACAAUACUGCUGACUGGACACACUUGGCCAUAGCAUCUCCUAUGUUAUUGUCAUUGUCAGUUUCUGGUGUGCCCUUUGUUGGUGGGUAG
Haemonchus placei is the source of this 1803-nucleotide messenger RNA. Lineage: Eukaryota; Metazoa; Nematoda; Chromadorea; Rhabditida; Trichostrongylidae. The record is from the annotation of a GenBank genome assembly.